Acanthamoeba castellanii str. Neff is the source of this 213-nucleotide messenger RNA. Its product is annotated as ubiquinol:cytochrome c oxidoreductase 8 kDa subunit. The transcript has 2 exons. The record is from RefSeq and is a predicted model, not a curated record. NCBI's taxonomy places the organism in Eukaryota, Discosea, Longamoebia, Acanthamoebidae. Gene Ontology annotation, biological process: mitochondrial electron transport, ubiquinol to cytochrome c. Bases 1 to 213 code for a protein of 70 amino acids.
AUGUCGGAGAACUGGGCUGGCUGCGCUAUCAAGAAGAGCCUCGAGGAGAAGGCCCACCCCAAGUGCCUCAAGAAAUGGGCCGAGUACGAUGCCUGCGGCCAGCGCAUCAAGGGCGACACCACCGGUGAGGCGCAGUGCAGCGGUCAGUACUUCGAGUACUGGCAUUGCGUUGACGCUCUCGUGGCCAACGACCUCUUCAAGCGGCUCAAGUAG